This is a messenger RNA of Penicillium paradoxum, 2625 nucleotides long. RefSeq lists its product as uncharacterized. NCBI's taxonomy places the organism in Eukaryota, Fungi, Ascomycota, Eurotiomycetes, Eurotiales, Aspergillaceae. The transcript has 5 exons. The record is from RefSeq and is a predicted model, not a curated record. Bases 1 to 2625 code for a protein of 874 amino acids. Gene Ontology annotation, biological process: mitotic DNA replication checkpoint signaling; mitotic G2 DNA damage checkpoint signaling; DNA replication initiation.
AUGCGCCAUCCAGAUAGUCUCAACCACCAGUCGCGAGGAUAUCUUGCCAAUCACGCGAUAUCGAAGCAGGAUACACCCUGCGACCAUGAGGAAUGGCAGGGAUGGCUGUUUCAAGUACGUGAAACACCGCUUUCUUUUGGGCUUGAACUUGAACCGCUAACGAGCCGUGUGAUAGACAAAGACUACCCUUUGACGGGCGUAGUCAUUUGCUUUACGUCAGUUCAAAUUGAGAGAAGGACCCCGUUGACCCAAAUGGCCGAACAGAUGGGCGCAAUGCACAGUAUCCAUCUUACCUCAGACGUAACCCAUUUGCUUGUGGGUGAUACAAACAGCGACAAGUACAAGUUCGUUGCGAGGGAGCGAAAUGACGUUUUGGCAAUGAAUCCGGAAUGGAUCGAGGCUGUACGACAGUCAUGGACCCAGGGAGAGGAUAUAGAUAUACAGGCAUUGGAGAAACAAUAUCGACUGUCAACUUUGCAUGGGCUGAAGAUUUGUAUCACCGGAUUCUCGGAUCUUCCUUUUCGAGCCCACAUGCAGAAGACAACAGAGGCAAAUGGGGCUGAAUAUCGGAAAGACUUGACCAAAACAGUGACACACCUUAUUGCGCGCACCUCGGAGGGUGACAAAUACAAGUUCGCGACACAAUGGAAUAUCAAAGUUGUUUCGGUCAAAUGGUUUGAGGACAGCAUCGAGCGUGGAAUGAUCUUGGACGAACAGAAAUAUCACCCGUUGAUACCGCCAGAAGAACAAGGUGUCGGAGCAUGGGACCGAUCAUUACCCGCAGAGAGAGAGCCAUCUCGAAGUGACAACCCCUCUAUCAAAGAGAACCCCCUCAAUCCUCGACCUCGAAAACUACGCAGAAUUGCAAGUACCAAGCUGGUGGACCAGAAUGAAAGUAUCUGGGGAGAUAUUGUCGGAACUGGAUUUGAAAAUAACGGCACGGGUGGAGCUAAACAGACCCCCCAAGGACGAGGCGAAGCCCCCAAACCCGUGAUUCAGGCAUAUCAGUCAUUUGCUAGCGAGACUACACUCUCUGAGAGCGCCGAGGCUCAUAUACCACCGCCGGUUGCUCCGUCCAAGGACAAUGGAUAUCUACACUUGACUUAUUUCUUUAUCGAUGGAUUCUCUCCCAAGCAGACCAAAAUCCUGCGUGAGCAUCUCACUUUCAAUGGAGCUCAAUUGGUGAAUUCGUUGAACGAGUUUGCCAGCCCUAGUAUUCCCAAGACAGGACACGGGCUCUUCAUCAUGGUGCCGUACCAGACUCCCAGCUCAGAGGUUCCCUCAACAGACGAAAUGGCCUUUGAAUGUGAGAUUGUUACAGAAAUGUGGCUGGAAAGAUGCAUUGAUGCUCGAGCGUUUAUCCCCCCCGAGUCACAUGUGGCAAGCACUCCAUUCCCCAAAUUUCCCAUAUCAGGGUUCUCGGAAUUACGCAUCUGUUCCACUGGCUUUGGAGGUAUCGAUCUCUUGCACGUCCGCAAAUUAGUAGAGUUGAUGGGGGCUACAUAUGGAGACUAUCUCACCCCAAAAGCCUCAGUUCUCAUUUGCAAUGACCCCCAGACAGCAAGUCUUGAAAAACUGCGACAUACGAACGAAUGGGGAGUCCCAGCAGUGUCUGCUGACUGGCUUUGGAUAUCCAUUCAAGCAGGACAGAAGAAGUCAUUUGAACCAUACAUUGUCAAACGAAAGAUACCCCAAAGCGCUAGCAGCGCAGAUAAACUUGGUUCUUUAUCUGCUAAGCGAAAGCAACCUCAUGGACAUAUCGAUGAACGACGAGCAGAUUCUCCGUUCAACAUCUCCACCGAGUCCACAAAUGGUAGCAGGCCCGAAAGGCGAGACUCAGGGAAGAGCACCGCAAAUCAAACAACACCCAUCGUCGGCGACGGCUUUGAAGCCGAUGCACCAAAACCCUCUGUCCCGGAGUCUCGGUCUCCAUCCCCGACCAGGAACCCAGACAAACGAGAUGCUUCACAGGAGUCGAACGCCAAACAGCCCGCACCGAAUACUGAACCGGUACCACCCAUUGGACCAUCCGCAUUGGACACCGCUCUCAGCGGAUUUCUGCAACAAGCCCGAGCUGCCAAAUCACGGCUGCUGUCGGAGAGUACCACGACCAACGAUGACGGAAAUCCGCCUCGAAGAAGACGCAAGCCCCUUCUAGGCCGCGCCCCAUCCCACUCUUCAGUGCGAAUGAUCGAAGGCCAGCGUCCCGUCUCACGCGCCAGCUCGAUCGACACACUCAACGAUGACGGCCUCGGCAACGUCCUAGAAAGCGCACACCCGACUAGAGACAACUCUAUAUCCCGCAGUAAUAGCAGGGCGGAGCAGAGUCUGUCAUCUAUGCUCAGUGGCGGCAAAUUCGAUUUCCUAAACGAUAAACUCCCUGCCCAUGCUGAAAACGAAGACGAGGAGAACCAGGAGCCUCAGAUGACGCAGCUGGAUUAUGAAGACCCUGAUGCGGCUGCUAUGAGGGCUGAGCUUCUCAGGGAUGCUGGGAAAUUAUCUGGCAAGACGGCGACGGCGGCUAGCUCUGGUGUGAUUGUUGGUGAAAUGCGCGAGUUGGAGGACAUUGGAUGGGCGUCCGGGCGGAGGACAAGGAGACAUCCUGUUAAACUGGAUGAUGAAUGA